Molecule: messenger RNA, 726 nt
Organism: Acanthopagrus latus (yellowfin seabream)
Lineage: Eukaryota; Metazoa; Chordata; Actinopteri; Spariformes; Sparidae
Gene: tomm5
Product: translocase of outer mitochondrial membrane 5 homolog (yeast)
Exons: 2
Coding region: 122-277 (51 amino acids)
Cellular component (GO): mitochondrial outer membrane translocase complex
Source: RefSeq, a predicted model, not a curated record
UCGUCACUUCCGCUUUUACGUACUUCCGGUUUUGAUUAUUUCCAUCCACGCUCUCUAGACGGUGAAUUUUCAUCACGAAAAGCCAGACUGAAGAAGAACAGCCAGUAAAACCACAGCAGAAAUGUUCAAACUGGAAGGACUGGGACCCAAAAUGGAUCCGGAGGAGAUGAAGAAGAAGAUGCGACAAGACGUCAUCUCGUCAUUACGGAACUUUCUUCUUUACGUCGCCCUUCUCAGAGCUACUCCGUAUGUGUUAAAGAAACUGGACAGCAUAUGAGUGGAGCAGCUGCAAUCUUCUUCCUCCAUCCACCGAGAGAUUACUACAUCAGAGACACAAUGGACCAUCAUCAGCAGGCAGCCAGAGCCACGACAGCAACAUCCUGAUGAAGACGACCGGCGUCUGUCCACCACUACACCUGAGGAAACGCCAUGCUCUCACUUUUUAGUCUCAGUCAUUGUUGGUCAUUUUGAGUGUGUUUCUCUUGUUAAACAUGCUGUGAUCAUUUUUUGAAAGCAGCGUUUGAUCGUCUGUGUGCCUGCUGUAUAGUUGUUGUUUUUGUUGGUUCGUCAUUACACGGCAGGUCUGCUCAGUCCUGCACACAUGAAUGAAAAUUAUUAAAUUUUACAGCGGUGCACCAAAAAUGUACCCUGCAAGGCAAACCUAUGUCACCCAUUUUAUGUCAUCAUGAAGUCACUGAAAAUAAAAAUAGAAAAACAAGAAACCAA